Acanthoscelides obtectus is the source of this 12702-nucleotide messenger RNA. NCBI's taxonomy places the organism in Eukaryota, Metazoa, Arthropoda, Insecta, Coleoptera, Chrysomelidae. The record is from the annotation of a GenBank genome assembly.
AGCUUGUGUUCAAAACGUUCUGUGUUCAAAACCCACAUUUUUCUUGCAUCUCUGCUUUAUCUGUUGUCUGCUGUGUUUGGCGCUUCUAGUUUAGCUGUUUUUUUACCUCUAUACAGAUCUCACAAAUACGUAGUUUUGUAUUAAUGUCUGGAAUGGCGAAUUCUGAGAACAGGUGCGUCUUCGUGUACGGAAACGAAGGCUGUGCAGACAGGGCUAGGCUGCAAAGAGAAUUUGGCGAAUUUGGAAGAGUGAAGAAAAUCUUCACUGAAAAUAGCGGAAAAUAUUCAAAGGUUUAUUUUGAUAAUAUAGAAAAGUGCAAAGAGGUCGCGGACGCUUUCAAAGUAAAUCAUUUUGGCUGGGUAGUGCAGUAUCCCAACUGUGGAGGUGACAAUCGAGAAUUUGAGAGCAAUUUGAGAAAAGAACUUCCAUCAUCUGGAUUGUCUCUCGCAAAACAACCUCCACCAGCUAGAUUGUCUCUCGCAAAACAACCUCCACCAGCUAGAUUGUCGGUAUCAUCCGUGAUCAGCUCUGAUCAAGUCUGGAAUAGUACCAUGGAUUUUGCAGACGACGAAUUGGACUUCACUGCGAAUAGCGAUUACUGCACCCUUCACGGAGAUCCGGUUGUCGUUCUUACUGACGAUUCUGGGGAGAUUUACGUCAAUUACAGGGAUGUUAAGAAGGCGGGAUUCGCUCUUUUCAGGAGGGAGAAUUUUGACGCAUUGUUGUUGGAUAGGAACCAAGUGUCUAAGGAGUUCGAGUUGUUUUUGUUAGCUGAGGCAAGGAAUUAUAUCUUGAAGAGGCGGCUCAACUUCAGUGAAGAUGAGAUACUGUCGACAAUUGCAAGAUGUAGAGAGAAGGUACUAUCCAGUCAAUCUGGUAGUCCGCUAUCAACAGGUGGUCGUUCCGUGAACGCAUCUACAUCGAAUCUGACGGUCACAUCUAUCGUUCCUCCCAGCAGUACGAUUCCUGGGCCCAGAGAGAAAUUACAGAAACCUAGACCACCCCAUAAGAAUUACCAACGAAACAAUGAAGAUUCUAACAGGAAUGAACAAAGUUUUGGAGGUCCAAAUAGAGGAAGAGGAAAAAACAAUCACGGUCGUUCAAGGUCGCGAGGUCGACCAGACAAAUCGGAAGAACCUAUCGAUAGUUUUAAUGGUUUCGGGAAGCACCCCCGUACUAAUGAGAUUGGAGGAAACAUAUCAACGCGCAGGAUAUUGGUGUGAAACCUAGUGAUAGGUUUGGAAAGACCAGACCUGAUGAAGAGUUUGGAAGCGGUAAACUUAGUGAUAAGGAGUUUAAUAUAAAUAAACAGGCUGGCGGUGAUUUCAGAAAAAAUACGGAUAUAGAAGAUACGCCCCUCCAAAAUAAUAGAAACAAUCAAAAUUUCCAAAACAACAGAGGUGCACAACCCAAAAGGCAGCUCACAAAUUCAAAUGUAUCUCUUGACGAUUCUUUGAGUGUAAAGAGUGAAAUGUGUCAGAAAAAAGCUGAAUACAUUGGAAAAGCUGAACUGCGGAUAGGAAGCAUUUGCGAUGUGAUAAUAUGUUAUAUUGAAAGUGAAAAAAUACAAUGGGUUCAAACGGAGGAAUAUAAUGAAAAAGUUAUAGACAUGACAGUUUAAAUUGAUUGAUGCCGCUCCUGCACUUGAAGACAUUGCAAAUCCCGUGGCUGGACAGUUAGUGUUAGCUCUCCACGAAGACAUAUGGUCCCGCGCCCGAGUAGUCAGAGAAGAACCUUUGUUAGUGCACUAUUUAGAUUACGGAAAUAAGAACAAACCAAGUGCCGUAAAAGUACUGCCGGCCGAAUAUAAAAAUAUGCCAUCAGCUGCUAGGAGAAUUACAGGGCUACAGCAGCUCAAUAUGAAUAUGGAGGAGAAUCAAAAGAUUAAACUCUCUAUUAAACAAUUAUAUGGCGAUGGUACGUAUUUGGUGAAAUUGGCUGAUGCAGGAAACAACAAUGGUAAAACAGAACAAGAACAGAAAAUAGGAAGUAUAAACGCCUCGUCACAGGAGCCACUCAGUGGAACAGAAACACAGCCACUUGGUGUUAAGUCAAUCGAUAGGCGUCCAACGUCUCGCUUAGAAAUUGAAGAAGAGGUUUACGUCGCCAGCGAUUUGACACCCCUGUUCGCACUGAAAAAUGAUGAGCCUGUAAAAAUUGUCGGCAGGAGAAAUAACCAGUUGUGCAUAAAAAAUAAGGAGUGCUAUGAAAAGUCUAAGGAGCUGAACGAAUAUAUCCAGAAUCUCGACAAGAGCGGGCUUAAAUUGACUUCACCGAAAACUGGCCAACUUGUUUUAGCUAAAAAAGAUGACGCACCUGCUGGCGCAUUGUGGUACCGAGCUGCAGUUGUUUCAAAAGAAAGUUCAGCUACGCUUGAAAUAAGUUAUGUAGAUCUAAAAGGCGAAGAUACAUUGGGUGUUAAAUCGUUGAGGAAUGUAGAUGAACAUCUGGCUAGCUAUCCGGUUUUAAUGACUUUAACACCACCUUUAAGUAUGCUGGAUUCAGCCUUAGAAUAUGUAGACCAGCUUAUCAAAGACAAGACUAAAAUGCGUUUAGCAGUGUCAGGCGACGACGUGGACUUCAGAUUUGAGGAUGGCACUUUGUUAUCUAAGAAGAUAUUAAACUUGAACAAAAAGUCCUCAAAAGAGUUACCUAAGCUGGUUCCAGUGGAAACGGUUGCGCCACAAUCAGCAGCUGAAGCACCGAUACCAGCAGCAGAUGAAGCAUGUGAACCACCAGAAACACAAAAAUCUGUUACUGAACCAACUCCAAAACCCACAAAUCCAAAAUCGUUAAAUGAACAAGAAGCAGAGUCACCAGAACAUUUCACUUUCAAUUUGAUGGAUUGGACACGGUUGAGUCCCGGCACUCAUCACGUUCUCUUCUACACAAUCAACGAUAUCACAGACAUUACUGUUGUUUCGAUGGAGGAUAAAUUGAUUGAUCAAUUGGCACAAGUCUCGGCCAUCCAGGUCGAGGAUGAUACGCCGUAUGAACCGAUGGAGUGCGAAAUGUGCUUGGUGUUAUACAAAUCGGAAGCAGAAGAGGAAUCGAGUUGGUAUCGAGCAUUCAUAACUGAAAUAAAUGGAGAAAAUUACGCAGCAACUUGUGUCGACUUUGGCAACAUUGUGGUAGUUACCAAACGAGAAAUAAGAAAGUAUCCCCAAUAACGACGCGGUUCUCAACAAACUAAAAGAACUACUGCCAGAAGGAGAACAGGGUCAAAUUGAGGUUGUCGAAUGCGUGGAAGACGAGAUGAAAUGUCUAAUCAAAAUUCCAAAAAUAUAUGAAGCCUUGAAAAACGAGGGAGUAGUUUAAGUUGUUCGCAGAACUUUUUUUACAAAUUUUUUUUAUCCAGGUUAGAAACGCUUUUUGAUUAGAUACGUUAUUUUUUUCUUGUAACUGGUACAAUUGAUGCAGUUUUCUCGCGAUUUUACCAAUUUUAUUUUUACGAUUCCUGGCGAUUUUAGUUGUAUAAUAUUGUUUUUAACUUUUUACUCAUAAAUAUUUAGUUAUGUGUAUACAGAGAUGACAAACGACAUUCUCUAAUUGAAAAUAGUUUUAAGUUCUAUCGUGCAAUUUCGCAGUUGAAUUGUACCUGAUUAUUUACUCGAAAUGUUUUUUUUUCUGUUGCCGUUGUGUUGUUUAAGUUUACUUUCACUGUUGUGUAGUUAUUUUUUUUGGAAUCAUGGCAUGAAAAAAUGUUGAUCAGAACAUAUUUUAAAGAUUCGAGAGGUGAAAUGUUUUUGUUUUCUUUAUCUUUUUUUUGACAAACUACUUAGUGUCCAGGAAUAAAUUUCCCCUUUUAAAGGAUAUUUUUUUUUAAAAAAAUACAUACAAUAUAGCCGGAUUUCAUGUUUUAAAAAUUAUAUUGUCGAGGUGGCUUCCAUUUCGGUCGAAAAACUCCUGCAAUGCCGUCUUCAUGUGGCUAAAAUCUGCUAAACAUUCAGGUGUAAUUACUCUGAUUUCUUCCCGUAUUUUUUGUUUGAAUUCUUGCAAAGUCGUAGGCCGAUUAACAUAAACUUUACUUUCAAGGUAUCCCCAUGAAAAAAAGUCCAGUGGGGUGAGAUCUGGAGACGAAGCUGGCCAGUUUAGGUCUCCGAGCGAGAGGUGACCUUUUUCGGGAAUAAUUCUCGAACGACUUCCAUAGAUGCUCGUGCUGUACGUGCGGUAGCGCCAUCUUGUUGAAACCAUGUUUAUUGAUCAAAGUCAUCAGAUUCUUGUAGCAAAAUUCCCGCAGCAUUGCAUAAUAAUGAUCACUAGUUACAGUCUGGCCUAUGCCACGUUGGUUCUCAAAAAAGGACCGAUAAUUCCUGAAGCCGACAGUUACUUGUGGGUUAUCGUGUUUUUGCCUUGGAUUAUCUGGUUUCCAAUAGCGACAAUCUUGGUUAACUGCGCCUGAAAGGUGAAAGUGCGCUUCGUUACUGAACACAAUGUUAAUUUGGACCUAGGCAAAAAAACGGUUUAUCAUUGUUUCGGCGAAGGAACGACUGUGUAUAAAGUCAUUUGGGUAUAAUUCUUGCACUAUUUGGAUCUUGUAGGGAUGAAGCUUUGAAUCUCUCAUUGAAAUUGUAUGAAAAGAUGCAAUCCCACCACCUGUGAUGUUUUACGAACAGAUUCCACUUGGAUUUUGAAUUUUAGCGGCGCGUACAGCUUCAACAUUCUCAGGAGUAGUUACAGCCCUUGGACGACCAGGGCGUUUCACAUUUAUAGCUGACGAUAUUUCUCUGAACCUCUUCGUUUCCACUAAAUUUUCACUUGGUACAUCCUCCACACGCCUAAUAUUGAAAUGAGCACAAUACUUUCGUCUUACAAUUGUGUACGAGUCGUUGUUCUUGAAAUACGCCUCAAUAAUGAACGCACGAUGCCCACCAGACCAACGCCCCAUUUUUACUAAAUGAUCCGCAUCGAUUCACUAUCGAAGGACACCUCGCCGAACGCGUUAAGUUAUACUGUUGCCAAGUUAUUCGAGUUUAAAAAGGGACAUUUAUUCCUGGACAUCUUGCAUGAGUUUGUCCAAUGUUUUUAUCAACGAGCUAGCAAUUUUCCAUUUUAAUAUGAAACGGUUCUAAUCGUUCAAAAUAUGGUCCAAAAAUAGACUGUCAUGAGCCUUCGUUGGUUGUUGUUGAGAUCCUCGGCAACUUUGUUUCCCUAACCCUAUGAUGAAUAAUAAAUACAACUGGAACCAAGUGAAACGUUCAGAACUACAAAUCGAUUUAAAUACAGUGGGAAAGUUCACUUUGUGAUUCAAGAAAAAUAAAUACAAACUUAUCACUAUCAACAUAUUCGUAAAUUGGGCGGGCUUUAGUUUUUAAAUAUCAUUCCAAAUGUUUGAUAUCCUUCGGAAAACUCUCUUGAAGAGUUCCGGAGUAAUGUUGUUUAUUUCUCGUCGAAUGUUGUCUUGUCCUCCAGUGGAUUAUUGGAAUACACGUUUGACUUUAGAUAACGCCGCAAAAAAUAAUCGCAUGGCGUGAGGUCGGGUGACCUAGGAGGCCCAGUGUUUGUCUCCAAACUUCCAUAUAACUUUUUGAGGAAAAGGUGGUUUCACCGUGUCCAUCGAUUCUCUGGAAGUAUGGUCAGUGUCCUCAUCCUGUUGAAACCAGGUGUUUAUGUUAAACCGACGUUCCGUGUUCUUACAAUAGGAGCAAAAAAAGUGUCAAUCAUGUCCUUGUAUCGCUCGGAAUUGGAAUGCAUGGAUUAUUGGAAUACACGUUUGACUUUAGAUAACGCCACAAAAAAUAAUCGCAUGGCGUUUGGUCGGGUGACCUAGGAGGCCCAAUGUUUGUCUCCAAACUUCCAUAUAACUUUUUGAGGAAAAGGUGCUUUCACCGUGUCCAUCGAUUCUCUGGAAGUAUGGUCAGUGUCCUCAUCCUGUUGAAACCAGGUGUUUCUGUUAAACCGACGGUCUGUGUUCUUACAAUAGGAGCAAAAAAAGUGUCAAUCAUGACCUUGUAUCGCUCGGAAUUGGAAUGCAUGACCGUUUUCGUCUUCAAAGAAAUACGGCCCAAUAAUACCGCUAGAGGAUAUGGCGCACCAAACACUCACCUUUGGAUUAUGCAGGUGUUGUUGAUGUUUCUCUUUUGGGUUCGUUGGUGCCCAAUAUCUGCAAUCUUGCUUGUUGUGAACGUAACUACAUGUUCAACUCUUUUCCCCUGCUUCAAGCGUCUGUUGGCGGGUGAUCGAUAUAUUCAUCACUGCUUUCUUCAGGAUGAUCAAGAUAUAUGUACAGCUAUAAAACAGGCCUUUAGGCCCUAAGCUUGAUAAGUUUAUUCCACCACUUCUUACCUAGUGCUCGUUUCUUCCAGUCUCUGAUAUUCCUGCUCCUCAAAUCUUCCAUAACCGCAUCCUUCCAUCUUCCUCUCGGUCUCCCUCUUUUCUUCUUGGUAUCCGUAACUCUCCAUGCUAUAUGCUUCACUGUUCUUUCUUGCGGCAUUCUUUCCGGGUGCCCCAGCCACUGCAAUCUUCUGGACCUAGCUAUGUACUUCUAUUAGACCUCCUAACGUACCCUCCCUCCACGUUGUUCCCCCCAUAUAUUCGCCUUAAAAUGUUCCUUUCCCACCUAAGUAAUGUUUGUUCAAGUUUUUUAUUAACUACCCAGGUUUCUACUCCAUACAAAAGGGUUGGUUUGAUGAUCGUAUUGUAUAGCCUUAUUUUUUAGACUCUAGAUACAUUUCUUGACUUAAUAUUUCUGCUAAGCAUUCCCGCACAUUUAUUGGCCUUACCGAUUCUGUAGUUUACUUCUGUUUCCUCAUUUAUUUUAUUACUAAUUAGAGAUCCUAAAUAAACAAACUCAUCCACCUCCUCAAAAAUCUUUUUUCCUGUGCUUACCGCUAUUUCUAGCCUCGUUUCCACCUGACAGGUCCCUAUUCUCAUAAAUUUACUUUUUUCCUCGUCUACCUUCAAUCCCAUUUUUGAUGCAACUUGUAUAAACUGCUCUACCACUUUUUCCAUUGUCCUUUUAUUCCUAGCUAUUAAGGCGACAUCAUCAGCGUAGGCAGUUAGUUGGUGACUUAUAACCCUUUAUUUGGCAAGGCUAUGAAAAAGAUACAAAUAAAUGUUUUUUUAUUAUAAACUAACACUUUUGAACUGAAAAAAUUUAUUUUUUACUUUUUUGACAAAAAAAAAACAAUGUUGCUUGAAAGCAACAUUCCCUGUUAUAAUAGAGAAAAAUCACAAAUUUUAUUUAUUGUGAAAUGAAUAAAAACAGUUCCUUUUGGGCACAAAGCACAGAACUAAUUUACACUUCUGGCAGUGUACUGUUGAGUAACCAUAUUUGCAUAAAUCGGAAAAUGGCCAAUUUCGUCGUAUCUAACAUCUUCUACCGGUGUAGGAAUGACAGCUUUUGUCUUGGAUGGGACGUUUUCUAUGGAAGAUGGUCUGUCCCUAUUCUUUUUCUGGGCCAGUAGACCUUCGGCUAUCAUGGUACGAAAAACUUUUAGGCAUGGCUUAUUCUUCCCACUUUCUCAUCUGUAAACCUACCAUCCAUUUACGACAGCAAGAUCAAUCAACCAGCCAAAUAUAGAUACCAUCUUCUAGAUUUUAGCAGAACUCUGUACAACUCAAUAAGCAUACCAGCGAAAUCACCCCCAUGUGCUUAUUAUAUUGUUGAACUAUUUUUGGGCAAGGCACAUCUACUUUUCUUUUCUCGGCGGCGUUCCAUCUCUUCACAGAACCUAGGGGUUGUACGCCGACAAAGGAACUUGCCAAAGUAACAACUUUGUUAUCUACCCAUUUUACUGCUAUAAGUUUGUUGUCCCCAUCAUACCAAAAGUCAUAUCUUCCUCUUCCCUCCUUUUGUAACUUGCGAUCAUCUUUGAAGCGACAAUUUUUUAGCCUAUUUUUUUCGCAAGGUACCAAGUGAAUUUAUUUGCAUUUUCUCAUUUAGAUACGCAAUUAGCUCGAAAAAAUCGAAAAUCACCACUUGUCCACCAAUACCAAAUUUUUGUUCCUCUUCAUUUAGAUCGGUAAUCAUUCCUUUUCCUGUGUAGGGAACAAAGUCAUAAAUGAUUACUGAUACUCCACAACGCAUAAAAAACUUAUAACCCCAUUUAUAAGGAUUGUUUUGUAUGUAUUGACGUACAUUUCCGGCUCUUGUACCCUUAUAUGGGAUCAUCAUUUCAUCUAUAGAUUGAUGAGAUCCCUGUUCUAAAUUUCUGCAUUGGAAUCGCACAAUGUUCAGUAAAGGACGAAUUUUGUAGAACCUAUCAGUAGCAGUUGACGCUUCUUGAUUUUCGUGAUUGUCUGCAAAAUGUAAAAAUUGUCUCAGUUUUUGAAAUCUUUUUAGGCUCAUUACAUCAGCAAUUUUAUCAAAUUGUUAACUCCAGUAAUCAGUAUAUGAUGGAAACUCUAUUACGCCCCAUAAAGACUAGUAAUCCUAUAAACUGUUGUUUCUUUAUCACUUGUAUUUAUGGAGUUACCAGUUACCUGUAUAGAAUAUAGAUUAGAUCAGGGUAAUCAUUUCUGGCGUAAAAAAAUUAUAAAAGUGCGUAAGUGGAGUCUCAGUUUCAGAAUCAUUACUUUCAAGGACAUUGUCGGCAUUGUUAUUGUCCGUUACAACAAUAUCUUGUUUUUUCCAAUGCGAUGGAUGCAUCUGAAAUCCGUUUGCUCUGGACAAAACCUGUGAACGAAGUUGGGCUAAUGGAAUCAAAUCUUCAUCAUCAAAUCCAUCACUAUCCUCUUCUAAAACUUCAGAAGGGAGUAAGUGAUUCCUUCCAACAUCACCCGUAUUUUCUGACAAAUUGGUUUCAGCGGCAGAAGUGGUGAGGUCAUUAUCAUCGUCGAGGUCAGAAAAAUCAGCAUCGGAUAGAGCGAGAUCCUCGGGAGGCAGGAUAACUACCUGAUUUUUACGUUUCCCGUAAAAAGUUGUUACAUCCAUUAUUUUCUGUGCUGGCAAUGAUGAUUGAAAGCAACACUAAAUAUGCGAAAUUAUUUCACCCUGUAAAAUCGUAAAAACUAACUAAGAAUAAUUAUACACAAAUUCUAACGUAUAUUCUUCUUGCUUCAAAAUAUAUGAAAAACAGCAGCGAAUAUAUUUUUUUAUAUACAAUUCACUAAUAUAGAACGAGUUAGUACACACAUAACCUACAAUACUUCACAACACUGUCAUAACAACAGCGUGUAGCAUGGUAACUGAUCGGAGUUGCCUGUAAGCAUCAUUGGCUGUUUAAUCGCAUAUCUGUACAACGGAGACCAUAUAAUAUAAAAUGAUGUUGCCCAUAAGCAACAUUGUCAAAUAAAGGGUUAAAUAAUACACAUCCUGAUCUAUUCAGCUGACUUUCAAUAACGAUUCUUUCUAGGAUCAUAUUAAAUAAAAGUGUAGAUAAUGGGUCCCCCUGUCGGAGUCCUGUAUUAAUCUCAAACUCUCCUGUCAAUUCUCCUCUUACCUUGACCGUACUUCUUGGUUGUCUCAUAGUCAUUCUCGUGAUGUUUAUGAGUUUUCCAGGUAUACCAAAGUAAUUAAUUGUAUGAAAUACUGCACUCCAUCUGAUCGUGUCGUAGGUUUUUUGGAAGUGGUAUUUUAUAUUCGUAGCAGGUGAUAUGAGCUUCUUUGAUGAAAAAUUUUUUAUCAGUUGUCGAUCUUCCCUUGCGAAAACCAGCUUGAUAAUCUCCCAACUGUGGAUAGAGAUAUUAACUGUUGAUAAAAUGCCCUGGAAUCGGCUCUCUCAAGAAAUUUGGCCAGAACCUGCAGAUUCUUCCAUUUCUUACUUUUUAUUCGGAUCGGGCACUGGUAAAGUUUUCUUCUCGUUUCUGUUGAUCUUCUUGCUUCCUUUUUAGAUUCUUCCGAAUUACCUUAUCAAAUUUAGAAUUAGCAUAUACGUUGAUUAGACGCGAGGAUUCUGUUUAAAAAACUUGAGCAUCCUGACUGGUCGGACUGGAAAGGCCACUUCGUUGGAUGAAGCGGCGAUAAAAACGUACUCCAAUCUUGAAAAUCAAAAUUUGCAAUUAUCGCAUGCUGUUUAGUUUAUUCAACAGGUAAAACCCUUGUUACGACUAAAUAAAUACAUAAGCUUGAUAUAAAGAAUGAACAAAUACAUAUUACAUGGAUAUGUUCUUAAUACUUCUAAUCAUAAUCUAAUAAUUAGAUGAAAUGUAAUUCUGAUUUCUCAUCCCUACAUUACAUUUCACAUACUGGAAAGAGUUAUUAUUAUUAGUACAGGGUGCGUCAUCUAUUACUUUUAUUUCUAUUUGAAAAAUCAACACGCUUUUUACGAGAUGAAAUCGAAUUUUUUUUAUUGAUAAAUGAAGGUUGGUUUAUGCCAUUUAUGUAUGAAAAAUGACAUCAGUCAUGUGACCACCGAGGCUUCGGUUACAGGCCAACAUCCGAACAUCAAAAUUUUCGAUGACUCUUCCCAGAAUAAUCGGGUCUAUGGCCGCAAUUUGAGUCCAAAUAUUGCGCUUUUGGUCUAGAAUUGUCCGGGGACCAUUCGCAUACACUUUUCCUUUCAAAAAUCCCCAAAGAAAUAGUCAAGAGGUGUGAAAUCGCACGAUCUCGUGGGCCAACUGACAUAUGAAUUUCGUGAAAUUAUGCGGUCUUGAAAUUUCGUGUGCAAUAAGGCGAAUAAUACGAUCCAAUUGUGUCCACAAAAAGUCUGUUAACAUGCCGCGAUAACGUUCCCCGUUAACGGCAAUGGCCUUCUUCGGAAGCUUCUUCAAAGAAGAAUGGUCCAAAGAUGCCACCAGCCCAUAAUCCGCACCAAACAGUCACUUUUUCAAGUUUGCGAAAAGUAUUUUUUAUAUUUCGACCGUUUUCGUAAUAAUUUUGGAUAACCAAAAGGCGUUGUUGUGUUGUAAACGAAUCCAUGACUAUAAAUGGCAUACCUUUGACAGUUCGGUUAUGCAUACCACAUGACUGUUGACACACAUGGUAACACAUAAACUUAUAGGUAAAAAAAAGUAAUACGCACCCAGUACUAAUGUUAUUUACAUUCCGACAUACAUAUUUUUGAAGGGCAAGAAAAUAAUGUAAAAUAUGCAAUGUUUCUAGAUCAAAAAAUAGGUAAAAUUGCUCAUAUAUUUUGUGAAGAGCAUACCAUAUCAUUUAUUGACCAGAUUACCAGUCCUGUCUCAGUGAAGUUGGCCCAACUAUCAAAACCAAUUUGUCAUAUUUGCGGAAACGUAUUAAAAACUAAAAUGUAUUUCUGAUAAGAUACGAUAAUUUCGGAAUAAAAACACUUUAAAAAUAGCCGCGUCGGCUUUGUUGUAUUUCCUUAAACAUUUAAUGAAACCAAAAAUAUUACAUUUGAAAUAAACUUUUAACUAGCCCUCAAAUAAGUUAACAAAUAUGUUUUGGGGCGUUGGACCAACUUCACGUAUAUACAGCAAGAUAUUGUAUCCUACAAGCUGAGCUACAAACUCCUAAGCUAUCUGAAAGAAGUCACAUAGUCAACGCAUUUAUCUACUGCGUAAAAACGGUGGAGAAGCAGAAGCUUCUUAACAAAUCUGGACAAGCAGACUAGCUGAAACAUUAUAUCUUCUACUUGCCUUGAUGAAUAAAUCUUACAAGUUAAGGUUCUUGAAAUGGUUUCUGUACGAUGAUACGAGCAUAAUUUAUGGUGAUUCUACUUCACUUUAAUCUUGGUACAUCUCCGUUAAAAAACUUGAUCAUAUGCAAAUAAUUUAACCAACUCAUAUUUGCAGACUGAGAAUAUGAAUCGGGUUACCCAGCAGCUUAUAGCCUGAACGACUAUGAUAUAAUUGAUUAUAUUUCCUGUCCUAUGGCUCUAUAACUUUUCCUUCCACAUAUUGUUGAGUCUGGGUCGGAAAAACAGUUUUCAACAAUGUUGACAUUUUUCGUCCUUGUAACAGUUCUUAGUCGUGUUUCAGGUGUAUGAGGCAAAUUGCUGGGGUAACUGAAAAAAUAUUCCUCUCAGUUAUUUUGUAUAUGUCUGUUAGCGGAGUGUUACCCUGAACCUUGUUGAAAUGUUGAAUCAAUGUAUGUAAUCAAUGAAUUUUCAGUCAAAGGAAGUAUGUCCUAUCGUUUACUCAAUUUCAAUAAAAUAUAGAUCUAAUCAUGUGCAUAAAUAAAUGGAAAUAUUAUUGGAAGUAAACGAUGAGGACAUACUCUCCUAAUAUUGUAUCCCUAAUUGUAAUAAUGGCACUAAUAUAUUUAUGGCCAAUCCUCAUCUUGUGUCUUCAAUAGCAAAACUUGUUGGUACUUGACCCCAGCUCCUAGUUCUAGUUUCUAAUCACAUUUUUUUAGAUGCAAAGGAAGGUUUGAAGUGCGAGUCUCAUAUCGUUUGUUUGUUUUAUUUCAAUUGUAUUUUCAUAUAUAGCCUCGGGUAAGUCACCGAACAGAUGAACAUCCUAAAUUUCUGAUUAACAUUCCAAAGCUAUUUUUGAACCGCUCAACGUUUUAGAUACGAAUUUGUAAUGAGGUUUUUUAAUCAUACCGUUUAUUUUGUUCGAGCUUGGAUCGUUUUAGUAUAUGAAAAGUCUGUUAAGUGAAAUGAGACCAGCACAAGUAAGUCUUCUGUAGUUUUCGUGUUGAUGACUACUAUUUGCUUGCAGAUAUAUAACUACAACAUUCAGAAUGCGACGGAAAAGCGUAUGAUCUGAUGUGUAGGCUCAUUUCACUUUGUUGAUAUCUUCUGAUUUUAUGUUCAGCAAUAUGUAUUUUGUUCAACCUGAUGUGAGACUCAACCAUGCUAAUCAUUAUUUAGCUUUUAGAUUUAUAUUUUUUUCGUAAAUAAAAAAUGCAACCAA